CGCCGCGCGCCGCAGUCAGUGCCGCUUACUCACCGAAAAGUCACCAAGCACCGGUUCGGUUCGGCUCGCUCCGCGUCGAAGGGAUUCUCGGCCGACCUUGCGCCCGUUGCAACCGGUCCGCCGCCAGGGGCGCCCCCGCCUUUGGCCGUCGUCGUCAGCUGAUCCGCUCGUUUUUUGCGCCCGUUUUUUCGCCCGGGCCCGCGCCGCUAUGAACCACGCGGAAUCUCCCAGUGCCGCGUUUUCGGAGCAUUUUUUCUACCCGCCGUACUUCACCCGCCUGUGUGAAGGCGCAUUCUAACCUCAAUUCGAACUUCCCAUGAAAGCGUUUCCGAAGUGUCCUGGAUUUUGCAUGCAAGAAACAAGUUCGAAAGUCGUUGCACCGAAACACGCUGUUUCUGAAUUUUACUUCGAACCAGUUCUGAGCAACUUCUUAGAAAAUGGUGAAAUUUUGCUGCUACCUAUAAGUUGCCAACUUCCAAAUUUAUAGUGUCUAAGACUUUGCAUGCGAAAAAAGGUUGAAAAGCCACUGAAUCGAAAUACGCUGUAUCUGAAACCUAACUUGGUUCAAUUUCAAGCGAUUUCCUCACAAAAAUUGUGAAAUUCUGACGCUACCUAAAAAUUUUUCCUCUACGAACUUGUAAAAUGUGCUAGAUUUUGCUUGCGAAAUGAAACAACGACAGUUGUUGGGAUGAAACACUCAAUUCCAAAACCUUAAUUUGAUUAAAUUACCAACAACCUCCUAAAAACUGCGAACUUUUCAAGCUAUUUAAAACUUGUCUAUUUCCAUCCUAAAAUCUCUGAAUCUUAGCAGAUGUGAUUAAAAAUGCAGCAGGUGAAGAAGCAUUCAUGAGUAAACCUUCCAGUUGCAUAAUUAUCGCACCAGUGAUGAAAUUUUGCCUUAAAUUACUACUUAGUUAUAUACGGUCCGGCGAUAAUUUCGAUGCCAUUAACUGCCAAGUUUAAAAGAACAAUAGACACAAUCAGUUUCAACGGCCACCGCACUUUAUGGCUUUACCUUUGACAAUAUUAUGUUCCAGACUAUUUUAUGACCCAGCUGAAUCACUCCUUUCGGCCAUUCAAAGCAGAAGCUUAAUGUUCCUUGAUUACAACGAAGCGUCCCCGAGUCUUGGGGGUUUUGAAAUUAGUUAUCGCGGAGACUAAUAAGUGCCUGGUCGGGCAUCUUCCUAGCGCAUCGACACAUUACGUCAAGCGAGCACAAAGUUCCUCGAAACGUUGGCUUCUCAAUUUCUCCGCUCACGGAAAGUUUCGAACUAUGAUUCUUGCGCUGCGCGCAAUCGGUUAGUUGUUUUUUGUGCCCUCUCGUUCAAGUCUCCGAUGUUGAUUUUGCUUAUAGGCGUCGUGCCUACUGCGAACAAAAAGGUUUAACCUAAAAAACACAAGUUUUUAAUUCGGUUGUUUUUGGACUCCGUCGUCAACGUCCUCGAAACCGAUUUUUCCGGCAUACGUUGCGCUUUUUUGGCGAGUCGCGAACGAGUUGGGAGUUGUCUGUGCGUGCGAAUUCUCGGCGUUCGCGAGUGCGGUCCGCGAGUGAAAGUUGUUCCGGUCCAAGGAUAACGGCCCAAGCUUUGACUCCAACAUUUAACUGCAAGAGCGCCCCAAAGACUUAGCCAUUAUGAAAUUAAACACAGUUUGGUAUUGCUAUACGCUAUUAUGUAUAGUAAUAUUUCACACAGUAGUCGCAUCUCCUUAUGCUGCUCGAAGAAUAGCGAGAUCAGUAGAAGUAGUAGAUGCAGGGUCGUCGGCUGUAGAUCAACCCGCAACGCUAGAUGAUGAUGUUUUCGGAGAAAACUCACAUCACGGUGGAGAGAAAGACAAAAGGCUAAUUAAUCCCUUAAAAAAAAUUAAACCCCUAAAAAUAGGGGCUGGUGCCCUGAAAGCGGGUGCUCUAGGCGUAGGGUUAAAGGCUGCCUCUAAAAUCGGAAAGGUUGGAGUCAAAGCCGCUGCUACGCUUGGAAUCAAAGCUCUCAUCAUCAAUCUACUUUUCGGGCAAAUCAAUAAAAUAAUAGAUUUUAAGACUCGCCUUUUAACUCAGUUGGACCAACAAAAUAGACUAAAGAACGCACAAUACUUGGGAAUUGGUUUGCCCGAACAUAAACCAAUCCCUGCAACCAACCCCGUGAACCAGGGGAGCCGGGGGAGCAAUGCAGGGAGCGCGGGACGGGACAACGACAGCGGGGACAACUCGACGACGACGGAGCUGCCGCCUUUCGACCGGGAAAAGGUGGCCCUUCAGAUCCCCAACACUUUCGUGGGGCCCGCCUUCAACGUCGUCAACGGAGCCUCGCAGAUCAUCGGCAACGUCCUUCAGAACUUCGCAGGGCGGAUAGCGCGGCUGAUCGAGGCGCUGAAGCCGCUUUUCCGGCUGAAAUUGGGCAUCAGAUCCCGGAAACGGGAAACUGACGCCGACGGCGAGGAGACCGGCCACGAAAGCGGAGAUCUCGGCUCCGACGCUAGCGCAGCCAGCGAGGAGGUGGUCAAAUUCAGCAACACCCCGACCUCACCGGAAGCGGGCGACCAGCCCGAGAAGAGCAACGUCAAAACUAGCUACACCGCACUCUCUUCCUCGUAGUCGAUGAUUACUUUCGAAGCACCAAGAGUGCAAAAGGACUGAGCUCAACACUGCCGUGCUAAAGCCCUCGUCCCGCGAUCAAAUGAACUCAUCGAAUGCAAGAUGGCGGAGAUGCGUACUGGUUUUCGCGCAAGUCCGCUAUCAAAUGUUAUGGCCUGGACACGAUCAAAUUCCCGUCAAAUUCCGAUCAAACGGUGACUGGUGCGCACCAUCUAACAUCAAAUUUCUGCGGCCUGCAAAAAUUUGAUGGUAGAUGAUGGAACUGUGGGGCUCACCCUUCAUCUGAUUUCCACACAACCGUGCUUAUUUCA
Molecule: messenger RNA, 2901 nt
Organism: Bemisia tabaci
Lineage: Eukaryota; Metazoa; Arthropoda; Insecta; Hemiptera; Aleyrodidae
Source: RefSeq, a predicted model, not a curated record